GUAUUCUUUUCUGUAUGUUCCAUCCUCUGCACCCACCUCUUACUUUCCACAUUGAGCUCAUCACUUUCGAAUCUUUUGUUGCAUGGUUGCCACAAGCUGUUGAGGAAUAAGUUUCUGACCCCAGUUUCACUUUAUACUAUUACCUUUGGCAUCAGAAUAUCUCCCACUUUUACGCCACGCAAACAGGAUCUAACUCAGAAAGACAGCCAGUUCUUAUCAUUCUAAUAUUAAAGACCAAGUUUGCUGCGAGAUUGAUCUCAUCCUUGUUUCUCAUUUUUGGCUUUCGGCUUCUUUGCAACACAACCAUGUCAACUCCUAGUUUUCUUGAUUUCCAGUACAAUAUUUCCAAAAGGAAAUACCUGCGGAAGCCAUCCCGAUUGUUUUCUUCUAGGGACAGACAGAAUUCGGACUUGCCACCGAUUUUCCAUCUCAACAUGGAUGAGCUGAAGAAAGUGUUUGAUAAAUUCGACUCCAACAAAGACGGGAAGAUAUCACAGGAGGAGUACAAGGCGGUGCUGGGAGCCUUGGUGAAGGAAGGUGUAAGAACGGAGGUGGAGAAGAUAUUCCAGGUAGCUGAUCUUGAUGGAGACGGGUAUAUCGAUUUCAAAGAGUUUGAGGAAGUGCACAAGAAGGGAGGGGGAGUGAAGACAAGGGACAUACAGAGUGCGUUUCGGGCAUUUGAUUUGAACGGGGAUGGGAAAAUAAACGCAGAGGAAUUGUUGGAGGUGUUGGGGAGGCUAGGGGAGAGGUGCAGCUUGGAGGAAUGCAGGAGGAUGGUGAGGGGAGUGGACACUGAUGGGGAUGGUGCGGUCGACAUUGAUGAAUUCACUACCAUGAUGACUCGCUCCAUGUAACCCUCCAGUUAAGAGGGUAACGGACCAGUGGCAGGCAUGGACUUGUCCUACGAAUCUCUCAACUCAUCUCAACAUAAAGUGGAAUUAUUAGAAGCCAUGUUUGUACUUUGGGAAUAAAAAGUGUUUGUAGAUUCUCAUUUGAAAUAGUCUUGGGUCAAAAUGGCCAUGCAUUAAAAAAAAAUAUUAGAUGUAACCACUUUAUGAAAUUUAUGUUCAAACUAGUCUCUUUAGUAUCA
Vitis riparia (riverbank grape) is the source of this 1090-nucleotide messenger RNA. RefSeq names its product calmodulin-like protein 30. The coding region runs from base 306 to 854 and encodes 182 amino acids. Lineage: Eukaryota; Viridiplantae; Streptophyta; Magnoliopsida; Vitales; Vitaceae. Gene Ontology annotation, molecular function: calcium ion binding. The transcript has a single exon. The record is from RefSeq and is a predicted model, not a curated record.